UAAACACAAUUAAAGUAAUUUUUUAUGGUUAUUUAAACCGUACGUGAAAUAACACUUGUGUAGAAGAAACUUCCAGCUUGGUGCGUCAUAAAUUAAGAAAGAGUUUAGAUUUUCCAAGAAGAAAAAUGAUGUAUAAAUGCAUAGCGUGUGGUAUGACUUUUCAUAACAAACAUUUAUUUCUUUCUCAUCAAAAAAAUCAUCGAUUGGAAGAACAUCGGUGCAAAAUCUGCCUACAGGAAUUUUUAAGAGAAUCACAUUUAGAAAAACACAUAAAUGACGUCCACCCAAAAACGAAAUCUUAUAUUUGUGAACGAUGCUCUCGAGGUUACAAAACUAAAAAUAUUUUGCUUGCUCAUCUGAAAAUGCAUGCAAAAAAUCCGUAUAAAUGUACAAUUUGUCCUGCAGAUUUUACAACUGAAGAAACACUAUUGCAGCACUACAGGGGACACGAACUUUUAGCACAAUCCACUCAUCUCUUGCAACAACAAUCGACGCAAGCUGGUCCUUCUACUCAAAACGUGCAGGAACUAGAAAUGCAAGCUGUUCUUUCUAGUCAACGCGUGCAGGGACCAUGGAUGCAAGCUAAUUUUUCUAAUCAAAACGUGCAACAACUAUUGAUGCAAGCUGAUCCUUCUAAUCAAAACCUGGAGACAUGGAUGCAAGCUGAUCCUUUUACUCAAAACCUGCAACAACCAUCGAUGCAAGCUGAUCCUUUUACUCAAAACCUGCAACAACCAUCGAUGCAAGCUGAUCCCUCUAGUCAAAACGUGCAACAACCGUGGAUGCAAGCUGAUCCUUUUUCUACAAACGUGCAACAACCAUGGAUUCAAGCUGAUCCUUUCACUCAAAACCUGCAGGAGCCAUUGAUGCAAGCUGAUCCUUCUACUCAAAACGUGCAACAACCACAGAUGCAAGCUGAUCCUUCUACUCAAAACAUGCAGGUACCAUCGAUGCAAGCUGAUCUUUUUAAUCAAAACCUUCUGGAGAUGUGGAUGCAAGAUGAUCCUUUUGCUGAAAUCGUGUAAGCACCAUGGAUGCAAGCUGAUCCUUCUAGUCGAAACGUGCAGGAACAAUGGAUGCAAGCUGAUCCUUCUACUCGUGACUUUUAAGAAUCAUGAAUGCAAUGGAAGCUUUAACUGAAAACGUGCAACAACCAUCGAUGCAAGCCCAACGUCACUCAAUAAUUUGGCUUUGGAUGAACAAUGAACGAUAAAGAUUAACAAUGUGUAAAUAACUCCGAAUAGAAGAAAGAAAACAGUAAAAGAAAAAUGUUAGAAUAAUUGUAACUUCUGCUUUAGUUGUCAAUUGUAACAGAUAAUUUUUUUUAAUUUUGAUGUAAUUAGGAAAUUUUUUCUGUAAUUUUAAUUCCUAUUAUUGUUAAGUUUUGCUGAUAAAUUUCUGAAAUUGCUGUUGAAUCUGAAAUAAA
Centruroides sculpturatus (bark scorpion) is the source of this 1426-nucleotide messenger RNA. RefSeq names its product zinc finger protein squeeze-like. Bases 126 to 1025 code for a protein of 299 amino acids. The record is from RefSeq and is a predicted model, not a curated record. The transcript has 2 exons. Gene Ontology annotation, cellular component: nucleus. NCBI's taxonomy places the organism in Eukaryota, Metazoa, Arthropoda, Arachnida, Scorpiones, Buthidae.